GUUCGUCCAAGCAGGUAAUGAACGAACCACCUGAACCAACCAUACUUUCACUGUUACUGUGUGUACCACUUGCUUCUUGCUGAUGAAUUUCUCAGAGAGCUUUCGUAAAUUGCGAAUGAGUCAAUUGCAAGGAUCUUCUUCACUUAAACGGAAGCGACAAGACUUGGCCUUAGUGUCGGGAUCUAUGACAGAUGGUGAACGUGUACUGUAUAAUCUCAUACAUAGCAAGAAAGACAUUGGAAUCUGGACAGGCGACAUGAAACGAGAAACGAACCUACCCGACAGCAUAGUGAAGAAAUCCUUAAAGUUGCUUCAAUCCAAGAAUCUGAUAAAGGAGGUUGUUAACAUUCAAAACAAAGGUAGAAAACACUACAUGGCAGCUGAGUUUGAACCUUCCAAGGAAAUCACUGGUGGGGAUUGGUAUACUCAAGGGAGUCUUGAUACUUAUUUCAUAAACCUUGUAAAGGACGUGUGCUUGAAGUACAUUUUCAGGCAGAAAGUUGCAACAUGCGAUGGAAUUUUGGAGUGGAGCAGAAAGAGUGGUGUCUUCACGGUAGGAAUCACAGCACAGCAAACAGAUGAGAUUUUGCGAGCUUUGGUUUUGGAUGAUGAGAUUGAAGAAGUGAAGAGCACUGGAAUAGGGGAUUUUUCAUCUGUUCCUGUUGGCAGAAUUUGUUACAGAUGCAAAAGUAAAGGUGGCAUCAGAGGGGAACAAAAACCAGGUGCCAUGGCCUUCAUUCCAUGUGGAGUUUGUCCCCGAAUAAACUUCUGUACACCAGAUGGCAUUAUCUCCCCAAGAACUUGUGUCUAUUAUCAGAAAUGGUUGGACUUCUAAAGAUUCAAAUAACAGUUCAUAGGUUAGAUCUGACCCUUAUAUCUUUCACUCCCAUCUUGCAGCUGUUGUCUUUGUAUUGCAAACUUAUGUAUCAAAGCUCCUGCAUUAAAGUCAAAGCCUUCAGUGAGGGUUAAAAAGUUCUUCUUAUAAGCAUGUACUGGUUGGAACACUCUUAGACAGUAAUCCCAGUUGGAGGUCUUUCUAA
Molecule: messenger RNA, 1040 nt
Organism: Vigna radiata var. radiata (mung bean)
Lineage: Eukaryota; Viridiplantae; Streptophyta; Magnoliopsida; Fabales; Fabaceae
Product: probable DNA-directed RNA polymerase III subunit rpc6
Exons: 2
Coding region: 83-835 (250 amino acids)
Biological process (GO): transcription by RNA polymerase III
Cellular component (GO): RNA polymerase III complex
Source: RefSeq, a predicted model, not a curated record